AUGCGCAUACACACCACGAUCCCCCACGAUGCCACGAGCAUAGAGACCACGACUGCCCUCAAGGCCCUCCUCGCCAUCUCCCCCGCCAUCACAACCACCCCCUUCGACCCCGAACCCGCACCCCUCACAACCCCCCUCCGCCGCGCCCUCGCCACCGCCCUCGCCGCCCUGCCCCCCAGCACCCUCGCCUCCCUCCCCCCAAUCCCCGCCCUCAUAUCCUCCUUCCCUCGCACAUACACCCUCUACCCACCCCUCCUCCUCCUCCCCGCGCUCCCACCCCCCUGGUCCGCCCUCCUCACCACCCACACCUCCCCCCUAACGCCCCUGUGGACCCACCUCGCCACCGCCCUGCACUGCACCCACAUCGCCCUCAACGCGCCGAUACCCGCCUCGCACGCGCCGCACUCAGUCCACGCGCGCGACGCACACAACCUGCUGCGCAGCCCUGCGCACCUGGUGCCCGUGCACGGGGACUUUGGGCCGGGUGUUACGGCGGCGCGGUUGUUGGAGCCGUCGGGGCGGGAUUUUGAAGAGGCGUUUUGGGUGCAAGUGGUGCAGAGGGGGGUCGUGCAGGUUUGGGCGCCGAGGUGGACGAUGUUUAGUCGCGGGAAUGUGGGGGAGAAGGGGAGGGUUUUGGGGACACCCGACACCAACGCAGCCCCCGCAGCCGUCGCCCCACCACCCCCCGUCUCCGCAGCAGUCGACCUCUACGCCGGCAUCGGCUACUUCGCCUUCUCGUACCGGCGCGCCAUCGCCCCACUGGUCCUCGGCUGGGAGAUCAACCCGUGGUCCAUCGAGGCCCUGCGCCGCGGCGCCGCGGCAAACAACUGGCGCGUAUGGACGGCCUGGGCGGAGGACGUCUGGCCCACGACGACGACGACGACGACCCCCACCCCACCAGCCCACGAUUUCUGGCUCUUCGCCGCCCCCAACGAAACCGCACCCGCGAUCCUCAGCGCGCUGGGCCCCCGCCUCGCCGUGCGGCACGUGAACCUCGGGCUGCUCCCUUUAUCACGGGCUAGCUGGCCCGCGGCGGUCGGGGCGCUGAACGCGCGUGAGGGCGGGUGGGUGCAUGCGCACGAGAACGUGGGGGAGGGGGAGAUGGGGCCGCGGCGGGGGGAGGUGGAGGGCGUGUUUCAGCGGCUGGUGGAUGGGCGGUGGGGGGGCGGGAGGCGGGUAAGGGUUGUGCAUGUGCAGCGGGUGAAGAUGUAUGCGCCGGGGGUGGUGCAUGCGGUGUUUGAUGUGUGGGUGCCGGGGGCAGGUGUAGGUGAGGAAGAGGUCAGGGGUGGGGUGGAGUCGGGGUGCAAUGGAGUCAAGGAACGUCGUCAGAACUAG
Messenger RNA from Boeremia exigua, 1335 nucleotides. Its product is annotated as S-adenosyl-L-methionine-dependent methyltransferase. The transcript is spliced from 3 exons. Bases 1 to 1335 code for a protein of 444 amino acids. The record is from RefSeq and is a predicted model, not a curated record. Lineage: Eukaryota; Fungi; Ascomycota; Dothideomycetes; Pleosporales; Didymellaceae. Gene Ontology annotation, molecular function: tRNA methyltransferase activity. Gene Ontology annotation, cellular component: cytoplasm. Gene Ontology annotation, biological process: tRNA methylation.